AUGCAAUCAGAGUCGCGAGCCAAAAUUGAUAGCAGCACCAAAAACCUUCCCAGAGAAAGUGUCCGCAAGCUUCCGAAAGCUGGGCCCACUAUUCGCAACUUAGGAGUCACUGGCAAAGUUUCAUCCCACCACGGCAAAAUAAACCGAACCAAGGGCAAAUUCAGCACAACCACAACAAACUUAACUGACGAGCGCGAAAUCAUAACAAUCAAAGGCAUUGAAGUCGACGUCACACCUAUGCCCCUUAUCAUCCUAGCUGAAGAAGAAAAAGGUGAGAAGAAAGACGGAGAACAAACUGGAUCAUUAAAAGCAUCUUCAUCAGAGCGCAAAGAAUCAGAAGCUUCAGCAUCUCAGUCUCGAAGCGAAAUAAAAUACUCUUACUUAGUUAUUUAGUGUUGAGUUUGCCGUUUGAUUUACAGGUGUUUUGCAUAGCUGUACAAGCCCGACCUUUACAUUAUGGGCAUUUUUCCUCGUUGCCAUUUUUAUAUGCAGGUGAAAUCAUCAUAAACGCUCGUGCCACCUUUCAGAUGCUUAAACUCGAAGGACUUAUUGUCUCGCUCUGGGCUUGAUUCCUGCUCAUGAUCUUCUAAGGGUAUCCCUCAUUGGUAUAGCUGAGAAGCAAAGCCUAUGCCAAGGACCAAAGCCUCCCACCCUAUGUGGUACACCUUUUUGGUAUUGCUGGCUAAUGGUACCAGAUAAAACUGAACCCCAUAAUAAAAAAAUUACAUGAGGAUGAAUAGUUAUCUUAGAUUACUCAUUCCGAUGAUAUAUAUUAAUUUUAUGAAAUAAAUACUCAGAAAUAGGAGGAAGCUCCUUAUUACGAUCAGCUGACCAAAGUGAAGUUUUCUCUGAAGUCUCUGAUGAAACUGGCAGAGAUGUAAAAGCUGCUGAAGAAACUAAAACUGAAGAUAAAGGCUUGAAAGAAGAAGAUUUAGACAAACUUGUGGACAUCAAUUUGAAUGAGACUGAAACCUUCACUCUUUUUUAUUUGCCAAGCAUUGCUGUGAGCGCUAAAUCAGAAACUAAAGAACUUUCAGAUGCUGAUAAUGAAAAGUAUAAAUUGCUGCUGAAGGAAAAAAUUGCGAGUGAUAAUUUCCAGAUGAGGCCAGCGCAGACGACAAAUUUGAUGCCAAAAGUAAAAGAAGUCGUCACUGAAACUAUAAAGAGGCACGAAUUCGACUGUGAAGUGACUGAAUGGAUGCUUCAUGACGCCUUUUUGGAAGAAAUCCAGCCUGCACAUGAGCAGGUGGCAAAGGUGUUUUCAAUUGAAGUGAAUUCAAGCCUAAAUGAUCAGCUCAAGCAUCGUGGGACUUUAUUAGACCCAGAAAGCUCACUUACAGAAACUUACAGCUUAAGUAUUUCACAAACCCAGCCAAGCAACCAGCUAAAAGAUACAGGCACAACCAGUAAAGCUGCAAGAGAGUCUAGAAGAGUGGAUCAGUCAAGCAGAAGUGUCCUAUCCAGCUCCUCUGUAGAGCAGUCCAAGCGUUCUCAAACAUCAGCAGCCCAUGAAAAUGAGCCUACUCCAUUCCGACCUCCAGAAGACAUCAUACUUCCAGACAGUCUUCUCGCCAAAUUUAACAUUGUAGAAAGAAUUUUAACCCAAAAUAGAUACCUAGAGCAACAAAUUUUAUAUAGAAAUUACCCCAAGGUGGAGUUUACUAAAGUUGUUGAAGAAGAAAAACAAGAUGAUAAAGGGAAAUCGAAAAUAAGAAGGCUGAAAGAUAUGGUGGAAAAGAAAGAAGAGAAAAAAGAAGAAGAAAAGGAGGAUGAGGAUGAAGGAGCUACCAAGAUGAUUGACCUCUUUAAGUUCCAAUGCAGCGAAGUGGAAAAUAGGCUUGUUAGCUGCGCUGAUUGAAAUACUUUGAAUCCUGAUCUUCUCGCAGUUUCAUAUGGAGAGCAUGAUCCUUAUUCAAGAAAACCUGGGAAAUUGCUAUUUUGGACACUAAAAAGUCCGAAAUUCCCUGAAAGAAUUAUUGAAGCACCCACAGGACUGAUUUCUUGCCAUUUUUCUAAAAAUAACCCUAGCUUGAUAGCUACUGGAAGCUAUGAUGGUGUUGUAGCGAUCUAUGAUGUAAGGAAAAAAGACAACAAACCAGUCGCAGAAUCAAGCCAAAUGCUUGAAAAGCACAUUGACACUGUCUGGGAAGUUAGGUGGCAUGAUCAAGGCAGCGAAAAAGGUGAAAAUCUGAUCUCCAUUUCUUCAGAUGGAAGAAUCACUGAAUGGAGCAUCAAAAAAGGCUUAGAAUGCCGAGAUCUCCUCAACCUUAAAAAGCCUACAAACCCAAACCAAAAAGAUGACAAAGAAGCUGCAGUGUUCAGAAAUGCGGUUGGAUUUUCAUUAGACUUCCCAAGAGAUCAAAACUUGCUAUAUUUAGCAUCUACUGAAGAAGGGACCAUCCACAAAUGCAGUCUAAGCUACAAUGAUGAGCUUGAUACUUAUUGGGGCCAUGCAGGACCAGUUUACAAAGUCCGCUGCAAUCCGUUUUGGUCAAAUAUUAUGCUUACCUGUUCAGCUGACUGGACAGUUCAAAUAUGGGACUGGAGAAGAGAAGAAAACUCAAUCAUGACUUGCCAAGCACAAGAUUUAAGGGAUGCAGUUAACGAUAUUGAGUGGUCGCCUCAUGAUUCAACUAUUUUUAGCUCUGUUGCUGAUGAUGGAAGAAUUGAACUGUGGGAUCUAUCUGACAGUAAUACAAAGCCUAUUGUUACAAGAAAACCAGAGAACAGGGACUCACCAAGGACUAUGGUGAGAUUUUGCAAAGAAUUCCCAGUUCUAGUGUCAGGAAAUGCAGCUGGGGUUGUAGAUGUGCUGAGGCUGAAGUAUCCGGAGAGGCCGCUGAUGACAAAAGAAGAACAGAAAAAGAAGCUGGAAAAAGCAGUAUAUCCUGCUGGGAGAGCUGGAAAGGAUGGAAUUGCAGGAGACGAAGAUGAAGAAGAGAUGGAAGAGCAAGCAGAAUAA
Molecule: messenger RNA, 2962 nt
Organism: Blepharisma stoltei
Lineage: Eukaryota; Ciliophora; Heterotrichea; Heterotrichida; Blepharismidae
Source: the annotation of a GenBank genome assembly